GUGUAAGUAUCGUUUUUGUUCGACCCGGAAGUAUAACCGUAUCAUUCCCUGCUGCACAUGUGAAGGAAAGCAAACACUAGAGUGGACGCAUGGACGUGAAAGCAGUUUUGCCUUAAAAGAUCGACGAGGAACGUCAACGAUUUUAUCGAGCUACUGUAUAUUAAUGACACGCCGACAACCAGACGAAGUGAACGGAUAACCUGCUUUUCCUUACAUUUUCGCCCACUAUUAACAUUUUUCCUACGGUGACUCCAGUUAUUUUCUGUUAGUAUCAACAUGGGGAAGUCUAAACAGAAAGGAAGCCACAAGAAAAAGAACCCAGGAAAGAUAUUUAAGACAAAGCGCAGAACCAAAGACCUGGAUCAGAUUCACUCAGACCUGAAGCCCGAGACAGCAUCCAAACUUCUCCACCAGGAGGUGGACUACGACGUGUCAGGAUGUGCACAGCACUACUGUUUACACUGCGCGAGAUAUUUCAUAGACAUGAAAGCCUUGAAAGACCACUAUAAAAGUAAAGUUCACAAAAAACGGCUGAAACAGCUCAGAGAGGAACCCUACACUCAGGCAGAGGCAGAGAGAGCAGCAGGCAUGGGCUCCUACAUACCUCCAAAGAUUGUUGAAGUGAAGACCACGCCCAUAGAAGAGGACAUGGACUGAUUUGGACAAAGAAUUAUGAACUCUUUAAGAUAGUAAUGAAACAGUGUUGCUCCUGACCUCCCUCCCUCCCCCCUCUUGCUGCAGACAGCAGACGCAUUCUUCAAUGCUUGUUUAUUUGCCAGCCACUUAUUUCACUCUGUUUGUGAUGUGGUCGGCACCAAAGUCAGGAAAGCCUUACUUUACACUUCUGUGAUUCUGUUACGUGUUGUAUCCUGCACCUGUGUAAAUAAAUACACAGUAAGUGGUGAGAUAUAUUUUACAAUGUACAACAGUUGAGUCAGAUUGUGUUUAUCUUGGAGACCACAGUGUAAUUACAACGUUUUCCAAUCGAGGG
This is a messenger RNA of Cynoglossus semilaevis (tongue sole), 991 nucleotides long. RefSeq names its product zinc finger protein 593 (gene znf593). NCBI's taxonomy places the organism in Eukaryota, Metazoa, Chordata, Actinopteri, Pleuronectiformes, Cynoglossidae. Gene Ontology annotation, molecular function: nucleic acid binding; zinc ion binding. The record is from RefSeq and is a predicted model, not a curated record. The coding region runs from base 277 to 657 and encodes 126 amino acids. The transcript is spliced from 3 exons.